Messenger RNA from Conger conger (European conger), 1297 nucleotides. It is a transcript of the gene triap1, whose product is annotated as TP53 regulated inhibitor of apoptosis 1. NCBI's taxonomy places the organism in Eukaryota, Metazoa, Chordata, Actinopteri, Anguilliformes, Congridae. The transcript has 2 exons. The record is from RefSeq and is a predicted model, not a curated record. The coding region runs from base 267 to 491 and encodes 74 amino acids.
CGUCAUCAAUAUACGCCGCCGAUUAAUCACGUGGUCCAUGAGAAGUCAAGACCGCAAAAGGCACCUGAAGACGAAAAUUGAAAAGGAAUUCAACGAACUAUAUAGUAGUUUCAGAUUUAUAUAUUAUUUCCAAGUUACACUGUUACUUUUUGUCUGUUCUUUGAUUACACUCAAACUUGUGAUGUUGAGUUAUUUAUGCGUAUGCUUGAAGUCAAUUUCACAUCGGUUUUAAGGCUGUAGUUCCUCAGUGGCGCAUAUUUUGGACAAUGAAUAGUGUUGGGGAGGGCUGCACGGACUUCAAGCGAGAAUACGAUCUGUGUUUUAAUCGCUGGUUCGCUGAGAAAUUCCUGAAAGGAGACCGGAGCGGCGACCCGUGCACUGAGAUGUUCAAAAAAUAUCAAGUGUGUGUUCAGAAGGCCAUCAAGGACAAAGACAUCCCGAUUGAUGGUGUCGAAUUCAUGGGACCCAACAAGGAGAAGCCAGAAAGCUGAUGGAUGAUAUGACUCCUCUUUUGGCUUGAUCUUUUUACGGUUGAUGGAAAUUAGCGGGCUGAGCUGGGGUGGGGGAUUGAGACUGGUGUCAAACAUGUCAUUUAUAUCAAGAAAGAGGUCUAAUAAAGGUAUUGUGAUUUUAAUCCUUGGGGAAUUCCGAAAAUCUGAACAUUUAAAAAAAUGCCUUUUAAAACCAAAAAGAGGACUGACUGUUUGUGCCACUGUAUGUGCAGCUGGAUUAAACCAUUGGGUAAUGUGACAGAAAGGAUGCAUCCACAACAGUUCAGAAACCUGGCUUCCUAAAAAAAAGAAUGCUGGGUGUUUUGGGUGCUUGCCUAGCCUCACGGAAUAAGAGGCCUGUUUGCUUGAUUAGAGUGAUUAGUCCGUUCGCUUUUACGGAUAACACAGACGAAUAUUUAAACCAAUUGUUUCUGUGAUGCACUGCAGAACCAAAACAUAAUUAUGUCUUAUAUUUAGACUAAACACAUUAUUUAUGUAAUUAUAAAAUGAGAUAUUUUCCUUGAUAGAAAGAAAAAAUAAUUCAAGACUAAAACUUGAAAAUUGUUUUAAAGGCACUUUUCUACCAUAUUUUCUUGUAAUAUUGCUUCUUGACUCCUGCGUUUUCUUUUAAACAUACAUUUACCAUUUCCAUGCAGAUCUGUAACCCUGGAUUGUAUAAUGUACUUUUGCUAAUAUCAACUGGCUUCUACUACAGCCACAUAAGAUGCAUUUUCAAGCAGGAAUUUUUUUUGUCGACCAUUGUCAUUUGUACCCAUGCAGGCAAAACAAUAAACUUGAAAAUCAAA